Molecule: messenger RNA, 1170 nt
Organism: Gastrolobium bilobum
Lineage: Eukaryota; Viridiplantae; Streptophyta; Magnoliopsida; Fabales; Fabaceae
Product: RING-H2 finger protein ATL66-like
Exons: 1
Coding region: 144-662 (172 amino acids)
Biological process (GO): protein ubiquitination
Source: RefSeq, a predicted model, not a curated record
GCAGCAAUCACUAGCAGAGUGUGUUGUGUUGUGUUGUGCAGUGUAGUUAGUGUUUAUUCUGAUGCGCCACCGCAGUCGGAGCUCUCCUCCACCAUUCGCCACCGCCGUCGCGUCUCUCUCCUUCACUGUUGAAUCAUAUAACCAUGUCGAGCCAAGAUUCCCGGUCAUUGAACUGGCACUACACAGAACUCGAUGACAGAGACCUCGAGAUUCGAGGGAGGACCCUGUUCUUCAUCGUCGUGCUCUUCUCCGUUAUCCUUCUCAUCACCGUUCUCUUCCUCUACACUCGCUGGGUCUGCCGCUACCACGGCCACCUACCCUCCACCGCGUUAUCUCCCCACGCGCCGCCGCCUCCGCCGCCGCAGGGGCUUGACCCCGCCUCGAUAAAGAAGCUGCCCAUUAUCUUGCACCAGGAGCUGUCGGACCCCAACGGCGGCGCGUUGGACGAGACGGAGUGCUGUAUCUGCCUUGGCGAGUUCAGAGACGGCGAGAAAGUGAAGGUUUUGCCGGCGUGUAACCACUGUUUCCAUUGCGAGUGUGUUGAUAAGUGGCUCACUCAUCACUCUAGUUGCCCACUUUGCAGAGCUUCUUUAAAGGUUGAAUCUUCCUUCCCAAACAUUUUGAUUCAGGAACCACCCAUUAGAAUUAACAUCCAGUUUUAGCUUUUGGGUCUUAAUCUUAUUUCACAUUAUUAAUAAAAAUCAUAACUUUCCUAAUUUUUAUGUGCCCUUUUUGUAAAUCGUUGUAAAAAAAAAAUAGUGUUAAGAUAUACCUGCUAAAUGAUAAUCAUAUAUUAGUAUACAAUUUUCUUACCACAUUUAUUAAUUUUACUAGUUUGACAUGUUUUUAAAAAAAUUGUUUCUGCAAACUUUAGACAAUUGCACAUGAUCUAGGUGGAAGAAAUUAGAAAGUGGAUUUGUCUUUUGAUAUUAUUUAAUGGAGUUUGUGUUCCCACGUUGGAUGGCUUCAAAAAUGGUCUUGGAAUUUCACCCAACGUCUCAUGUUUGAUAAAAGUCCUGAAAGAUGUUGCUCUUCUGAGUCAGCUGUGGCUGGGUCUAGUACUAGGAUAUGUGGUCCUGCUUCUUAUGUAAGUGGAUAUUUUAAUUGAGAUUGGGUCCUCAAAAAAAGAUGAAUCUAGAUGCUGCUCUUAAGGAGCUUCUUCCUAUCCAA